AUGGCUGCUCGCGAAGACGUCGAGUUCAGAACCAUUGAUGGUCUCGUCCUCCGUGGCUGGCUAUACCCAGCAACAAAGCGAGGAGCAGCCAUUAUCGCGACUCCCGGAUUCAACUUCACCAAAGAGACCAUGGUUGCGGAAGUCGCCGAGUACUUCCAGAAAUUUGAUUUCACAGUCCUCAUCUACGAUCCCCGCUCUAUCGGGUUAAGCGAUGGUUCACCGCGCAACGAAAUUCAUCCCUCGCGAAACGUCGAGGACUACCACGAUGCCUUGACAUUCCUCAAAGGCCACCCGCUGGUUGACCCGGCGCGCAUCGCCUACUGGGGCUUCUCGUACAGCGGCAUGCUGGCCCUCAUCGCGGCUUCGCUGGACAAACGCGCAAAAGCCGUGGCGCUCCGUGAUCGCGAGUCGCGCGCUGCAGGCAACAAGCCCGUCUACAUUCCAAUGCUGACUGCCGAAGGGGAGAACCCGGCGGGUUUCGGCAAGGGCUUCGACGUGAACGGCUUCAAGAUGAUGGCAGGGGCGAAAGAGCUGCAGCCAACCUUUGAGUUGGAGACGACGCUGGGCAGCUACUACCACAUUGCUGCCUUCCAGCCGAUGGGACUGAUUCCUUACGUUUCUCCAACCCCAGUUAUGGUGGUCACACCGGAGCAUGACGUGGUCUCGCCCGCAGAGCUUCAGCGGACCGAGAUCUACGACCGGUUGAAGGAGCCUAAGCGCCACCUGGUAGUUCCGGACAGGGGGCACAUGGAUGUGCUGAGUGGCGACGACUUUGCAAGGGUGCUGGAUGCGCAAGUUGCCUUCCUGCGUGAGGUUUUGGGAGCCUAA
This is a messenger RNA of Colletotrichum chrysophilum, 828 nucleotides long. RefSeq lists its product as uncharacterized. The record is from RefSeq and is a predicted model, not a curated record. Bases 1 to 828 code for a protein of 275 amino acids. Gene Ontology annotation, molecular function: hydrolase activity. Lineage: Eukaryota; Fungi; Ascomycota; Sordariomycetes; Glomerellales; Glomerellaceae. The transcript is spliced from 3 exons.